Messenger RNA from Arachis duranensis, 1775 nucleotides. RefSeq lists its product as uncharacterized. The record is from RefSeq and is a predicted model, not a curated record. Gene Ontology annotation, cellular component: cytoplasm; membrane. The transcript has 14 exons. Lineage: Eukaryota; Viridiplantae; Streptophyta; Magnoliopsida; Fabales; Fabaceae. The coding region runs from base 217 to 1626 and encodes 469 amino acids.
GGUUUUGCUGCAGCAAGAGUAAUGUGCAAAAUUGUGCAUGGCCUUUACUCAUUUCUUCUGAUUCUCUUCAAAACUCAGAAUCGUGCUCCAUCACCAUCAUGAUGUGAGAUCCCUUAUUCACACACACUCCACGCAAAAUUCAUCUUCACAUCAACGCCGAUUGUUCGAUUAGGUUAUUGGCGGAAUUAGUGCAUAGCGGAUUGAACUUUUUCAUCUAUGUUUGGAGGACUUGCUGUUCCUGCUAAUAGUCCGCAUUUGAGGAAAUCUGGGAGCAGAGCUGUUGUCUCUGAUCUUGAUGAGCAUGAGGUGGAAAAUGGUGCUGAGGAAGGUUUCUUGUAUUCUGGGGAGGUGAACGAUUCCAAGGGUGGCGUGGCACCAAUUAGUGCCUCUGGGAUAAUGCCCUCGCCUAUUUUCCUGUGGAGAUUCAAGGUAUUCUUGUUCCUUGUUUGGGCGUUCAUCUGUUGCAAGAUUGGAUGGGAUUCUGUCAUGAGAAUGAGUGCUGACAAGCGGGAUCUGUUUCUAUAUGAGGCAUUUUUGUAUUUUAACCCGCUUCUUCUUGCGGCUUUAAUGGUUUGGCUUUGGGGAAUCAACUUAUGGUUUUUUGCUCAGGCUGGUGUCAAUUAUGCAAGAAUAUUUGAUCUCGAUCAAAAUUACCUUACUCACAGAGAAAUAUGGAAGUGUGCCACAUGGAUGACGAUUAUUGUUCCAACCAGUAUGACGGCAUAUAUUUAUCUUUAUUCUCAUGGAGAAGUUUCAUAUGCUGCCUCACAACCAGUGCUCCUAUAUGCUGGUGUUGUAUUGUUGUUGAUAUUCCCCUUUGAUAUCUUUUAUUUUUCAACUCGAUAUUACUUCUUAAGGACAUGCUGGCAUAUAGUUUUCCCAUUGCAGGCAAUAUCAUUCUCUGAUUUCUUCUUGGCUGAUAUUUUCACUUCCAUGGCAAAGGUUUUUUCUGAUCUGGAGCGUUCUGUAUGUAGGAUGGUACAUCGGCAGGUUGCCACAAUUGCUUGGUUGGAAGCUGAUUCUGUGUGUGGCAGUCACUCUGUUGCAAUCCCUUUAGUGCUUGUCUUGCCUUAUCUUUUCCGUCUAAACCAAUGUCUCCGUCAGUACAAAGAUACCGGGGAGAAAACUUGUCUUUUGAAUGCUUUAAAAUAUUCAACCGCAGUGCCAGUUAUCUUUCUCUCGGCCCUUAAAUAUCACGUCUUCCCUGAUAAGUGGACAAACUUUUAUAGGCCUCUCUGGCUUCUGUCAAGUGUUGUGAACUCAUCGUACUCUUUCUACUGGGAUGUGAAUAGAGAUUGGGACCUAAGUGGCCUCACUCGAAUAUUCAAGUUCAGCAAGCCACAUACACUCUCACAUCUAUUACAUGGAAGGAGAUGGGUUUACUUUUGGGUAAUUGGAAGCAACCUAGUCCUUCGUUGCACGUGGACAUACAAGCUUUCUGCACAUCUUCGCCAUAAUUACCUGACAGUGUUCACCAUUGCAGCCUUAGAAAUUUUCCGCCGCUUCCAGUGGGUCUUUUUCCGUGUCGAAAAUGAGUUGAGCAAGAUGAAUGCCAAAUCACACGUACAGGUCACAGACAUCUCAAACGAGGAAGAGAAAUUGCUUCAUUCCAACCACAAUGUAUAGGCUAGAGAGCAUUUUGAUGCUUUUGGUAGUAUCAUUUUCAAGGUAUAUUUUGUCGUUAGGGGAUCUCCAUUCCAUUUUGUUGUUUCAAUGGCCUCCCCACACUUACAAAAUGUCAUUCUUUAUUCGCAGAAGAAAAACAGUUUAUUCAA